Sardina pilchardus (European sardine) is the source of this 1600-nucleotide messenger RNA. Its product is annotated as gap junction gamma-1 protein-like. Bases 195 to 1451 code for a protein of 418 amino acids. NCBI's taxonomy places the organism in Eukaryota, Metazoa, Chordata, Actinopteri, Clupeiformes, Clupeidae. The transcript has 4 exons. The record is from RefSeq and is a predicted model, not a curated record. Gene Ontology annotation, cellular component: connexin complex. Gene Ontology annotation, biological process: cell-cell signaling. Gene Ontology annotation, molecular function: gap junction channel activity.
GAUGCAGAGGUCACAUGGUCCCAGCAGUGAACGAAAGGGUUAAUUCAGAAGUGGUUAAGUUAAUGAAGUUCAGCGGUGCGAGAGGAGGCAGUUAUUUUGGAAAACAGACGCGACAGACUGGUGAACUUUCUAAGUUACUGGAAAAGAAAGUUUGAAGCCACAAGGGCUGAGAGGGCUUCUCCUGCUGCGCCACCAUGAGCUGGAGCUUCCUGACCCACCUGCUGGAGGAGAUCUCCAACCACUCCACGUUCGUGGGGAAGGUGUGGCUGACCGUCCUCAUCGUCUUCCGCAUCGUGCUGACGGUGGUGGGCGCCGAGACCAUCUACCACGACGAGCAGAGCCAGUUCGUGUGCAACACGCAGCAGCCCGGCUGCGACAACGUCUGCUACGACGCCUUCGCGCCGCUCUCGCACAUCCGCUACUGGGUGUUCCAGGUGAUCAUCAUCACCACGCCGUCCAUCAUGUACCUGGGCUUCGCCAUGCACCGGAUCGCGCGCGUCGGCGACGUGGACUACCUGCCGCGCCACCGCAAGCGGGCGCCGGUGGUGACGCGCGGCCAUCUCCGCGACUACGACGACGUCGACGAGCACGAGGAGGCGCCCAUGAUCACCGAGGAGGCGGAGCCCGAGAAGGGCGGCAAGCCGGGCGGGGCCAAGGCGACGACGUCGGCGGCGGCGGCGGCGCCCGAGGGCAUGGCGGUGAAGCACGACGGGCGCCGGCGCAUCCUGCGCGACGGGCUCAUGAAGGUGUACGUGGUGCAGCUGCUGUCGCGCAUCGCCUUCGAGGUGGCCUUCCUCUUCGGCCAGUACCUGCUGUACGGCCUCCAGGUGGACCCCUCGUACAUCUGCACGCGCAGCCCCUGUCCGCACACCGUCGACUGCUUCGUCUCGAGGCCCACGGAGAAGACCAUCUUCCUGAUCACCAUGUACGUGGUCAGCUCGCUCUGCCUGCUGCUGACCUUCCUGGAGAUCUGCCACCUGGGCAUCAGCGGCAUCCGCGACACGCUGAAGGGCCGCUCCAACGGCCGGCGCCGGCCGCCCCCGCCCCACCACCACCACCACCCGCUCAGCUCCGCGGGCAUGCCGGGCCACCUGGGCGCCUCCGCCCUGCUGAAGCGCAACCCCUCCGCCCCGCCCCGGUACUCGGUGCUGAAGAAGGACGCCUCCGGCGGCACGCUGCGGCCCGAGUUCAGGGAGCUCAACAUGGCCGACUCGGGCCGGGAGUCCCUGGGGGACGAGCCGUCGGGCCGCGACGUGGAGCGCAUGAAGCGGCACCUGAAGAUGGCCCAGCAGCACCUGGACCGGGCCUACCAGAGCGAGGCGGCGGUGACGACGGCCUCGCGGAGCAGCACCCCGGAGUCCACCAGCGGCACCGCCGUCGAACAGAACCAGCUCAACUACGCCCAGGAGAAGCAGGCCAGCACCAGCAGCGACCAAGGUGUCCAUGCCUGAGGCCUCUGCAGUCUAGCCUGCCUCUCCAUAACUCACACUGGCAAUCAGGAAGCACAUUUAAGGAUGGCAGUCGUAGAUUUGCUUUUUGGAGAUAUGUACAUGCGUGCUUUUGUGUGUGUGUGUGUGAUUUUGAUGUUUGUAAGUCGGUU